Cuscuta epithymum is the source of this 1090-nucleotide messenger RNA. The record is from the annotation of a GenBank genome assembly. Lineage: Eukaryota; Viridiplantae; Streptophyta; Magnoliopsida; Solanales; Convolvulaceae.
UGCAGACAGACAUGCCUUUGCGUUUGAUUUUUCUCUGUGAAGAUCCCUUACUUCCCAAACACAUCUUUCUCACUGCAUCUUCACUUCCACUUAGUUAGCUUGCAACCUUUUCUUUUCAUUCAAUCGAGGCUCGGUAUAGUAUAGUAUGGUAUAUAGAGUUUGUUAUAAUAACGAACACUUAAUAGCGUAUUCAUAACUGGCCUAGCAUAUCAUGACUACUACUUCUUCUUCUUUAGUGUUUGCACUGCUUCUUGCAGCCAUUUCUAGUCCAUCAAGUGCAACAUGGUGCAUAUGCAAACAAGGAAUAAGUGAUCAAGAAUUGCAAAAGACAUUGGACUAUGCGUGUGGGACAGGGGCAGAUUGCAACCCCAUAAAGCCAAAUGGACAAUGCUUCUACCCCAAUACCGUUCUAGCUCAUUGCAACUAUGCCGUCAACAGUUAUUUCCAGAAAAAGGCUCUCAUUCCUGGCUCUUGUGACUUUGCUACCACUGCCUUUGUCACCACAUCUAACCCAAGUGUAGCUGGUUGUGCUUACCCUACAAGUGCAAGCAGUGGCAUAAGCACGGGCACAACACCAGUGACAACUAAUCCCACUACAAGACCACCACCAAUCGGCAUGCCAUCAACCGCCACCGCCACCGGCGGUAACUCAAUCUUCACACCUCCUACCACGGGUGGUGUCCUCGGAGUAGGUAUCAACACCCCUACACCUGCUGCCGGUAUGAACAGUGACGUGAGCCACGGUGGGGUUUCUCUCCAAUGCACAUUAGUACUUCCCUUUCUCACCGCACUCAUAACCUAUUUAGUAGUGGCAUCACAUUUGUUGCAAUGAUUCAAUUAUUACUAGUACUGUAUCUAUAUUUUGAGGUAGUGCUCACAUUAUUGUGACAAUGAAAGUUUCAGAAUUCUGUUUUGGUUUUGUUAACUUUCCAUUGUCCAAGUGUUAUAAUGGUCACACUUUUGAAGUUUUGAUACUCAUUUUUUAACUUUUUACUUUUUUGAUCAUCUAACCAUCGUGAGAGUGACAAUUUUGUUACUCAUAUUUAGACUCUGGCACAAUGAUUGGAGGAAUGAGUAGUUUUGUGCAAAA